Messenger RNA from Caenorhabditis elegans, 2183 nucleotides. RefSeq names its product Chromo domain-containing protein (gene uad-2). Gene Ontology annotation, cellular component: chromosome; nucleus; nuclear inner membrane. The transcript is spliced from 7 exons. The record is from RefSeq and is marked reviewed. Gene Ontology annotation, biological process: chromatin organization. NCBI's taxonomy places the organism in Eukaryota, Metazoa, Nematoda, Chromadorea, Rhabditida, Rhabditidae. Bases 209 to 2098 code for a protein of 629 amino acids.
UUUCAGAAUGCCAAGCUCCAGCGAGACACUGCAACUUUUUCCUCACGAGGGACGAGGCAAAAAGUGCGAGACGCAAGUCAACGUUGACACUGAAGAGGAAGGAUCGGACCGAACAUUGGAAGAAUCAGAAGAUGAACAAGAGGGAGAGGAAGACGAAGAAGAUGAAGAACUAGACGAUGAUUUAUGGAUUGUUGAAAAAAUACAAAAAAUGCGGUACAAUGGAAAAUUGAAGAGAGUCGAGUUCCUCGUUUUAUGGGAAGCUGAUAAAUCGAAAUCUUGGGAGCCUAUAGAAAAUUUUCACAGUGGAUAUGACAAUGUGGAGAUUGAAAGAUUCCGAACAGAAAAUCCUGAACAAUUUGACGAUGUAACUGAUAAGUCAACUGCAACAAAAAAGAAAGGGAGACCGAAAAAGCUACAAAAAAGGAUAACCAAAGAUAUUGACGAUGAGCCGGAUGAAACUGCGCAAGGAGAAUCCAAAAGGCUGGCUGAUCCGAAUAAGUUGCAAGAUCCGUCUGAAAAAACCCCACGGAAAACGAAGUUACGCGAUGGAAAAAUUAUUGAUUCCAACGAUCAGAAGCAGGAAGUUUCAUCGCGCAAAUGGAGUGUUGGAAGAUCUAAAAAGAGACCACCAACUCAAAUGGCAGAGAAUGAAACAUCUUCUUGUAUGAAACCACGGGAGAAAAGCACCAGAUCACAAGCCGAAGUCUACCUGCCUCCAUUGAAAAGGUCUCGCUCAAAAUGCCAAGUUUCGGCUCCACAACCUUCAAACUCUUCUCUUCAACUAUCUCAAUGUAUUUCGGAAAGUGUUCCAAGAAGAUCCCGCACCCGAUGUAGAACAACUAGUGAUACUACUAUUGAAGAAGAUUCCAUGAUUGCAUUGUCUGAUCCAAAAAAUCACAAUUUUAUGCAAAAUAAAAACACUGCUUCUGGAUCGCGGAAUAAGUCGACAUCUCAAAUGGGGCGAUCUCAGAGCAAGGCAAGUGACGACGUCAUUAUAUCAGAAGUUUCUCCAAUUGUUACUCGGCGUUCGCGUUCAAGAAGCCACGUGUCAAGUCUGAUGGAAAAUCCACCGCCACUUACUCGAAGCAGAUCGAUUCCACAGAAGGCGACAACAAUCCCAACUACACGUUCACGUUCCAGAGGUCGCUUUGAGUUGUCCGGAAAUUCCGGUGCAGAGAUAAGAAUUGAACGAAACUUGCCAAGACCAGUUGAACAAAGUUCAUCCCGACAUGGCCAAUCUCAGAGUGAAGCCAUUAUUGUAUCAGAAGUGUCUUCUCGUCGUUCUCGUUCAAGAUGCCGUGUGGCAAGUCUGAAAGAAACCCCACCGUCACUUUCUACGACCAGAUCUAAACCAAUUCAACAAGAGAAGUCAAUACGACAUCCACGUUCACGUUCGAGAAGUCGAGUUGUGCUAUCUGAAAAUUCUUGCGCAGAAAUUAUAAAAAAAAGAAAUCCACCAAGAUCAAAAAGUGUUGUUGGACGCCCACAAUCCAACAACGAAGACGAGAAAAAGAAGAAUCAGAAAGUACCAACUAGAGUCCGUUCUAAAUCAGUCAGCUACGAAAUCAGUAAACUGGUACCAAACCGGCAUGUUUCACGAGUACCGCCUGAUUUUUACGAGAUGCAAAUUCUGUGGACUCAGAUUUCGGAAAAGACAACUCCUACUGAACUUUCAGAGUACAAAUCGGGCCUUCAAAAAUUGUUGACUGGACGGGUGUCUUGUUUGAAACCAAUCUUUCAAUUGCUUCCAACUCUUCCAAUUGAAUUAUACGAAACGCACGAGAAGUUGUACAGCCUCUUCUGUGAGAUUACUGGAGCAUUCCCAUUCAAAUAUCAUCAAGGUUCUAAUCUCAUCUCAAGACACUCAAUCGCGGACAAAUCUCAAAUUGGUGCUCAAAUUCUUCUCGAAUGCCUUUCUCAAAAUAUUUUACCAUUUGAUGUGGUGAACGAUCAAACUACUCUAUUGGCUAUUCAUAAUUUUAUCAGGAUUGGCAUCAAGGAUAUGCUAGAAGAUAUCGUAGAGAAACUUCCCAAAGGGCGAAACGUGAUCACUGAAAACGAUCUUCAAGGUUCACUGUCUUCAAAACUUCUGGGAUAGCUUUUAAAAAAUGAUUUUUUUUUCAUUCGUUUUCUGUUAUGGGUAGAAUAUGUUGCUGCCACUGAAUAAAGCACUGUACCAUUUU